GACUUGUCUCUGAUCGCCGUCAGGACAGGGGCGUUCCUGAUGUGUUUGUGCCACUGUGGUGUCUGCGGUUGGCACCUUGUGCCUGUUCGGCUUGCUUUUCUCGGUGCGGAUAUACGGAGUAAUAGGUACAAAUGUUGUGGGAAGGGGAAACCACCAUCGAAAAGCCACUGCCGCACAAUUUGUGCGCCACUCGCGAACGCAAUCCCAUCAUCAUUAUCAUCAAACCGCAAAAUCCACCAUGAGUCCAGCCAAGGGCCCCCUAUAUCAUCAGUGAGGCGAAUAAAGGUAUCCGUAUUUCCUGGAAAUGAGCCGGACUUGUGCAGCACUGCAGGUACAGUUGCCCUGGACACGGGCUGUAAUCUGUACCUACACACAAUCACAAUCCAAGUUUCUCCAUCUAUAUAUAUCCUUGCUUUCGGCCACAAUUUGCGAUACCUACUCCGUAUCUUUGCGGAUAUCAUGGCCCUCUCGGAUGCUUUUGACCACGCGACACGCUCGCGCGCGCUCUUUGCUCAGUCAUUCAGACUUUCUAUGGACUCAACGAGCGAGUCGCGCGCGACACAAGCGUGACACCGCAACACGGAGGGCACAUUUUUUUUUUCUCCUUCCAAAGUCUUUCUCUCCUUUGAUUCUUGAAUCAUCUUGCACGGACCUCCCGCAUCCAGUCCGACGGGUGCCUGGGGACCAACUUAGUGCCAAAAAGCGGGGAACGGCCGGCACCCGUUCCACAGUCCGGCCCGUCUCACUUUCCAUUUAUCAACCACCGUGGUCGGCCCAAGUACCCCAUUUCUUUUCCAAUCCCACGCUCCC
Colletotrichum phormii is the source of this 810-nucleotide messenger RNA. RefSeq lists its product as uncharacterized. The record is from RefSeq and is a predicted model, not a curated record. The transcript has a single exon. The coding region runs from base 40 to 570 and encodes 176 amino acids. Lineage: Eukaryota; Fungi; Ascomycota; Sordariomycetes; Glomerellales; Glomerellaceae.